AUCGUUCUGGUUGAUGUUUCAGUAUUUUUGGCAGAUUGUAAAUAUGUUUACAACUUUGUUAUUUCUAUCAUGUUCGCUUCUGGCAGUUUACGCGAGAACACCAGAAGAAGUUAAAACAUGGUUCAUGCAACAAGGCAUGUUAUGCAACAACGAGCAUCCUAUUACACCUGAACAGAUGGUCAUGUUGCAGCGACAUAAGAUUCCGGAGAGUGAAAACGUGAAAUGUUUGUUGGCUUGUGUUUAUAAGAAAGCUCAGUGGCUCACAAAUUCAGGCACAUUCGACGUGGAUAAAGCAAAGGAUUUAGCCAAAGAAGAAUUCGCAAAUGAUGCAACCAAACUAGAGAAUGCAAAUAAAUUGUUCGAUGAAUGUAAAUCAGUGAACGACAAACCGGCAGCAGAUGGCGCUGCCGGUUGUGACCGCUCAUUCCUGAUAUCACAUUGUCUAAUUGAGAACUCACCUAAGUUCGGAUUCGACUUACAACAUGUACAUUUGUAACCAUUAAUUAAAUGAGCUCCACAUAGUAAAUUUAUUGAAUGGAAAUAAAAUAUUUAAUAAUUAAUAUGUAUUUUAUUUGCCGUGUGGUCCCGGCAUAGAACGGGCCACCCCUUCCUUUCCCGUGGGUGUCGUAAGUCGCGACUAAGUGAACUAAAUGGUCGAACGAUGGGAAGCAGCGUCCCUCUUAAAAUAUGACCUGUAAAUCAAUGCCUAACUGCGGUUGCCAACUCGCCUGCCAAACGCGGCAUCUAGUGGCAGUCCAGUGCGUACUUCGACCAAAAUACUUGGUCAAUAUGUGUCUAAUGUUAUAAUAAGUACCUGGGACAUAUCAGACAAGAGAAUAUAAAUUUAUGGAAGGGAAAAAAGCCUACCAGAGGGAGACUUUGUACGAAAGUCGUUUGCUUGGGUACCUCUGUCCCAUUCGUGUUUC
Messenger RNA from Galleria mellonella (greater wax moth), 926 nucleotides. RefSeq lists its product as uncharacterized. The transcript is spliced from 5 exons. Gene Ontology annotation, biological process: sensory perception of smell. Gene Ontology annotation, molecular function: odorant binding. The coding region runs from base 14 to 496 and encodes 160 amino acids. NCBI's taxonomy places the organism in Eukaryota, Metazoa, Arthropoda, Insecta, Lepidoptera, Pyralidae. The record is from RefSeq and is a predicted model, not a curated record.